UGCCGCUUUGUAUUUUAUAAUUAUUUUUUAAAAAUCUUAAUAUUCUCCAUUUGAUUGUCAAAGAAAGCCAACGAAGGCGAUCGACGGCAUCAAUCAAUGGCUUCUCAGAUGUUGAAACGGGUUCUUGGAAGCCGAUCGAGACAGAUUCUCUCCGGAAACCCUAGCCCUACCUUUCGAUCUGAAUCGUCUACACUAGUGAGGGCUUUCUCUUCUCCUUCCACUCCGAUCCGUGCCACUCUCUUCCCCGGUGAUGGAAUCGGGCCGGAGAUUGCCGAGUCCGUCAAGCAGGUUUUUCGAUCAGCUGAAGUGCCUAUUGAAUGGGAAGAGCACUUUGUCGGGGACCAAAUAGAUCCUAGAACCCAGAGUUUCCUGACUUGGGAAAGUUUAGAAUCAGUAAGGCGAAAUGGUGUAGGCUUGAAAGGGCCUAUGGCCACACCUAUUGGAAAAGGUCAUCGUUCUUUGAACCUUACCCUUAGGAAAGAACUGAAUUUGUUUGCCAAUGUCAGGCCUUGCAACAGUCUACCUGGCUAUAAAACUCGGUAUGACGAUGUAAACCUUAUAACCAUCCGUGAAAACACAGAAGGAGAGUAUAGUGGACUUGAACAUCAAGUAGUACGAGGUGUGGUUGAAAGUCUCAAAAUUAUCACUCGUCAAGCAAGUUUGAGGGUGGCAGAAUAUGCCUUUCACUAUGCCAAGGCCCAUGGAAGAGAAAGAGUGUCUGCAAUUCACAAAGCCAAUAUUAUGCAGAAAACAGAUGGUUUGUUUCUUAAGUGUUGUCGUGAGGUAGCAGAGAAGUAUCCUGAUAUCACAUACGAGGAAGUGGUUAUUGACAAUUGUUGUAUGAUGCUUGUGAAGAAUCCUGUUCUUUUUGAUGUGUUAGUGAUGCCUAACCUUUAUGGAGAUAUUAUCAGUGACCUUUGUGCUGGUUUGAUUGGUGGAUUGGGCUUAACACCCAGCUGCAAUAUUGGUGAGGGAGGCAUUGCCCUUGCUGAAGCUGUACAUGGUUCAGCACCUGACAUUGCUGGAAAGAACAUGGCGAAUCCAACGGCCUUGCUGCUGAGCUCUGUUGCAAUGUUACGGCACUUAGAGCUCCAUGACAAGGCAGAUCAGAUUCAGGAUGCCAUCCUGAAAACUAUUGCAGAGGGGAAGUACCGAACUGCUGAUCUUGGUGGCUCUGCAUCGACCACUGAUUUUACAAAAGCAAUUUGUGAGAAUCUGUAAGACUCUUGGGAGAUUUAACUUUCGAAUUUUGAGUACAUAACUUGGUCAUUGACAUGUUGUUGGUUCUAUGAGUAAAACCUUGUUUUAGAUGGUGGUGGUGAAUAAGACUGCUUCCUUUUUGAAGGAUACGAAGAACCACUUCAAGUCGUGUACGGAGAUUUCUUAGGAUGUUCAUGAAGUAACGACAUGCUGCAUUUUUUGUCCUCUGUUUAUGCGGCGUCCUCAAAUUAACUAUAUCAUUUGAUUUGUUCUGUAAAGUUUACUAAGAAUUGCUUUCCUGAAUGCCCUUAGGUAAGGAAAUUGCCCUGAGGUAGGGAAAUCCUCGAUGUUCAAUUUUAUUUACAUUUCAGAUUACAUCUUUUGACGCUACUUUUAUAAAUAGCUAGAAAUAACGAACUUCAUGA
Molecule: messenger RNA, 1625 nt
Organism: Tripterygium wilfordii
Lineage: Eukaryota; Viridiplantae; Streptophyta; Magnoliopsida; Celastrales; Celastraceae
Product: isocitrate dehydrogenase [NAD] catalytic subunit 5, mitochondrial-like
Exons: 7
Coding region: 97-1221 (374 amino acids)
Biological process (GO): isocitrate metabolic process; tricarboxylic acid cycle
Cellular component (GO): mitochondrion
Molecular function (GO): isocitrate dehydrogenase (NAD+) activity; NAD binding; magnesium ion binding
Source: RefSeq, a predicted model, not a curated record